AUGGGAGGCUGCGUCGUCGAGAUGAGGGCGGAGCCAGCCAAUGAGCAGGGAGAGCCGAAGCGCACAGUGAAAACGAUGAGUACCCACCGGCGGCUCACUAUACAUGAGCAACGUCUACAAUCACGCUUCUCCUCAACUAUUCAUUCAAAUCUUCUUUUUCAAGCCAGACUUGCCUUUUUCUUGUUUUUGGAUCUCUCAGCCUUCUCUCAGAUGCUUCGUUGAAAAUUCGGGAGCAACUUUUCUGAUUUUUUUUCUUUUUUUUUCUAGUAUCUAUUCAUUUUCAAAUCGGAUUACCCCUGCAAAAAUCGACGUCACUAUCCAUAAUUUCAGCCUUUUUCAUUGCUUUGCGACUUUUGCGUGCCUUGAGGUCAUUAUAAGCAGAAAGACGAGAAAAAAUGCGCAGGCAUGAUCUUUUUAUUUAUAACAUACACAUAGUCGAUUGACGUUCUGAAAGUUUAUUAUGUAGUGUUUCCGCCCGAUUGGACUUCGUCAUUUAUUCAUGCCGGAUUUCUAUUCCAAAUCGAAUUUCAACAGAUUUAGCUCCGCCCUCAUGAAAGCCUUUUUUUCUCGUUUGGUAUUUCAAAAUCUUCAGAAUUUGAAGUGCAAUUUGCUGACUUUUUUUAGUUGAUUUAUUUUUGACUUUGAACAGAGCUUCUGUGGAGGCGGCGGCCCAUUGGGACGAGCGCAAUCAACCUCAACAUUCCCAAUUAGUCAUGAUUUUGAAGGCUCUCCCAAGUUGGAUUGGAUUUUGACAGGAAACCAAAAUUUUCUGAGCUUUUUCCACUUUUCUCAUGGAGAAGUUUACGAAAAAACAGAGAAAAUUUUGCUUACGCUUUUCGUCAAAUUUUUCUGUAUGAAUCGUACAAAAUCACAACUUUUUCUACAGUAGUUGGCUUGAUUUUUUCUCAUUAUCAAUAUUCAAGAAAAUGCUGCAUUUUUAGUGUUCAUCUUAUAAUUGUGUUUUUUGGCCACGUUCCCCUAGUAUGAAGUUUCCCGUUUCGCGACUCUCACACCUUGAAUUUCCGAUAUCACUCUCAAAAAAAUAGUUCUUUCAGUAAUGAGCGCCGCUUCAGAGCAGGCGAUGACCAAUGUCUACUCUGUAGAUGCUCUUUUAUCGCAAACCAAUAGAAACGGGAGAUUAGCGACAGGUUUGUAGUAGAAAAUCAUCGUAUAAAUGAUUUAAAUGUGAAGAAAGCGACAACGAAAAACCGACUGGAAGCAUGUCGGAAGAGACUUUGAUUUGCUGGCAGCGAAUGUCGGCGACGUUGGCUUUCCAGCAGAAGCUCAUGAUGCAGGGUAAGCUCGUUAGCGGAGGUUCCAACAAAAAAAAACCUAGAGAUUUUAGCGCUUUCACCGUUGCGACCACCCAUACCCUUGCAUUUGUUGCCGAACCUCACAAUGGGAUUUAUGGCCUCUCCAAUGAUUUGGCAAAAUCAAAUCAGGAACAUGGCGAUUAACCUCAUGGGCGUCAACGACAUCCCUUCUGGUUGGGAUAGAAAAAAAGGAGAAAAAGUGUGACAAAAAAUUUAGAUGUGAAACGUGAGCCGGACACUGCGAACGCCUCCCCAUCAUCCAAUUCGAGUCAAACUACAUACAACUGCCAAAAAUGUUCGAAAAAGUUCAAUUCACCCAACUCCUUAGAGGUUCUUAAAAAUGCGAGUUGCAACCCUAUUUAUUUUUCAUUCAGCAACAUCAGCAAGUCCACACCUGCGACAAGCAGUUCGAGUGCAAGCAAUGUGGAAAAACCUUCAAAAGGUUGAAAAUACAAAAAUCACGAUUCUCUAUCUUACUUUAAAGGUCCUCCACGUUGUCCACUCACCUUCUGAUCCAUUCCGAUACCAGGCCUUACCCAUGCGAGUACUGCGGAAAGAGGUUCCAUCAGAAGUCUGACAUGAAGAAACACACUUAUAUCCACACUGGUCCGUUCAGAAUCUAAAAAAAUUAUUUUUUCUUGAUUCUUUUUCAUGAUUCUUAAUUGAAUGAACGGCAAUUUUUUUCCGCAAAGUAGUUUGAACAAAUUUUUCUCAUGAGGAAUUUUCAAUUAAUUUGAUGGUUUGAUCCUACCGAACAAGCUGAUCUGAAACUCAAAAAAAAUCUCAUUACCAGAGUUUUUUUCAUAAAAAUCUUUUUAAAGUUAAAAUUGAAAGGAUGGUUUGAAAAAUAUGCUGAGAAAAAUAGUUCAUUGAGUUGGAAAUAAACUGAGAGACAUUUACUUUUUCAAGCUUAACGUGUUUGACUGAACGAAAAAAAGUUGCAGAUUUUUUUCAAAAGUAGAACGCAGAAAUUGAACAUUUCUGUACUUUUGAACCACGAAACGUAACAAAAAAUUUUUCAAAUUUUCCAAAUUUUUCCUGUAAUCUCCACAGUAACAGGGCAAGUAUCCGCUUUAUCGUUGACUGACUCAAAAAGAUUGAAUUUGAGUAUUCUCGGUUUUCCUAUCACCACCAAGUUGCGCCUAAAACCUAUCAUUCUCUCGAAAAAAAUUCAACUAGAACGCUUUCAAUUUCCAUGUUUUCCUAACACUCAGAAUAUCGCAAAUGCAAAAGUUGGAUCUUCUGCUUUGUCACUGAAUGCACUGGUAGUGAGUAUAUUGCUGCAUUCCUCAUGAUUGAUGAAUCAGAAGCGAUGAAAAGCCAUGACAGCCGUCAGGCAGAGGCACCAAGCAAUCCAAAUGAAUAUCCAAGCAAGCAUGGAUGCGCUUGCUUCUGCCCUGAGUGCGAUUUCGGGCAAUGGUCGUUCGGAUUGCGCAACGUGCAACCUCAACUGCGCAAUGUGAAACCGUUUUACAACACUUGUCGGAAAAAGGAAAAAAAACCGCUCUUCCAGAAAAAAAAUUUUCAAGGCCUUUCUUCUUGCAUCAUUUCGAAUUGAGAACAUCUGGAGUUCAACGAGAUCUAUAUAAUCAAGUUUGAAAAAUUUAGAAAAAAAUCUUCAGAAUCAGAUGUGGAAAUGCGAAAUAAUGCUCUUGUAAUAUUAUUUUUCAAAUUCGUGUGCUUUAAAUGAGUUUUUAAUGGUCAAAAAAAGGAAUAGCAAAAAAAUAAACUGGAUGCACAAUAAUUCUUACUUCUUUUUCAGGAAAUUUAAAGUACAAAAAAUGAUUUUUGGACAUUUUGGGAGUAUUUACUUCUGACCCAUUUUUUUCAUAUUUCAUCACAAAAUCCAUAUCGAAUUUCUGGCAGUGGAUAAUCGGGCUGGACCUGAAAAAAAUGUAUUGAAUUGAAUAAAAAAAUUUUUCCAGCUGAACCUGAUAAAAAAAUUAUUUCGAUUUUAAAAAAAUUUUAUAAUUUUUUUCCUUCUGUUUUUUUGUACUUCUAAGAAAAGUCAAAAAAAUCAAGUUUAUUCUUGAAAAAUCCAGGUUUAGCAAAAAUUGUUUGUAAUGAGUUAUAUUAGAGCAAAGGAAAUUAACAUGUCGACAUUCUCCUACUUCAUCCGCCGCUAAUUUUAAAGAGCAAGACCCUUGAAUUUUUCAUUUCUGCCAAAAAUGGACUGUCCUAACCAUUUCAUAUCAUCUUUCGAGUUUGCCGCUCCUCCAUUUUCUUUUCUUAAAAUGAGUUAGGCGAUUGCACAAAAUUCCAAAUUGACAACCAGAAGCCUUGGAUACCCAAUUGGUAACUUUUUUAAUUUGGCGCCGCCGAGAAUCUGACAGCACCCAGCCACCGCUCGUCUCUGAUUAAUUUUUGUUUGCUCCCUCCUCUACAACGGCCGAUGCACGCCACAUACAAGUUAUCCGUCUUCCGUGCCACACACACACACCCUGAUAGGAAUUUCGCGCGAUUAUUUGACACUAGAAAACAAAUUAAAUCCGCCCCAAAAAGCAAUCGUGAAGACCGAUAAAUUCUGGCCACGAUUUUUUUCCCCACCUAUCUCAUCUUCCUUCGGGUAAGCAUGCCACAUAGCGUUCGAUUAGGGAACUUGAAAAUUAUUUGAUGAACCUGAUGAAAAAAAAAUAUGAUUUACUAGGGAACGUUUUUUACCCCCCGGUUGAACUUUUGCUGAAACUUUGCCGAAGUGUUCUUUAAGACCUCCUGAUUCCAGAACAGGAAGAAAAUUUCUCGCAAUAGAUCUCGUUUUCGAGUUAGGACACUCCAAAAGCCCGAAAUAGCGCUUUUUUGGCCUAAUUUGCGUAUUUUGCACACUUUGAAGCUCAAUAACUCGGAAACAAGAUCUAUUGCGAAAAAUUUUUUUUCUUGAUCUGCAAUGAGGGGGUUCUAAAGUACACUUCAGCAAAUUUUCAGCAAAAGUUCAACCGGGGGGUAAAAAACGUUCCCUGGUUAGAGAACGGAUACCUUCAUCAGAACUUUUGAAGUUGUCUUUGAGGAUGUUUGAUGCCCUUUUAAAGAACAAUGCUCAGUUUCUUGACCCUUUUCCGAAUCUGAAGUCGCUUUAUUUUAUGAAUUCCCAUACAUAGUCGCUACACUGACGGUUUUUCCUCCCCUUUCCGUAAAGAAAAACACCAGCAGGGUUCUUGUAAAGUUUGGCUUUUACUUCGGAAAGUGCAAGAUUCGAAAAGAGUUAGCUACGUAAAAAUUAAGCUUUCUCCAAUAAAAAUUCUAUGAAAAAUGCAUUGGAUCACUCUCCCCUAGAUUUUUUUAGGAUUUUCGAAAAACUAAACCUUAGACUUUUUGCAGGAGAAAAGCCGCACAAGUGUACGGUCUGCGGCAAGGCUUUCAGUCAAUCGUCCAACCUGAUCACUCACACUAGGAAACACACUGGCUUCAAGGUAAAAUAAUUUUAUUCCACCUUAUUUCCAUCGAUAAAUAGUCACCUGAAUAAAAAAAAACCUUCCAGCCGUUUGCUUGCGACGUCUGCGGGAGGACAUUCCAGCGCAAGGUUGACCGACGGCGCCACCGCGAAACCCAUCAUCCUGGCCAGCCUGACGAGAGCGGUUUUUAUCAUCCAUUAAACUUGUUGAAAAUGUUUUUUGAUUCAGCAAGUCAGUUAUCGGUUGACAUGUCUUUGCGCGGCUACAUGACACCUCCGAAUAGUAGCUACGCCGAGCCUUCUGAAGACGUCCUCAAUGCUUUCAGGUAUCCUAUUUGCUUUGGAAAGUAUUUCCCAUGAAAGGCCUCAGAAAUGAAUUCAUGUCUGACUUUCAAAUAAUCAAAAUUUUGGCCUAUCAAUUAUGAUUUUUUUUAUUUGUGCAAGAAAACAAAAGAUUUUAAGUUGCUUUUUAAUUUUUAUGCCGCACAGAGCAAAAAAAGGUCGUGCGAGGGUUGGCCCGUCAGUUUAUCGUUUUCUGGUAAACUCCCAAGCCCGACUUAGCGUGGCCCAAGCAAGGUCUCAGUCAAAACGGCCGGCCCGAUUCAAAAAAAUUACGGAAUUUUUUUUCGAGUCAACUAUUGGAAUUUUUCAGAACAAAAAAACUACGCUUUCGGUUAUUUUUUUUAAUUUUAAAUCCAGCAGAAACUGUGAUUUAACCAAUGAAAAAGAACUUUUUUUAUUUAAAAAUUUUGCAAUUUUUUUGGUUAAGUUCAAAAACUUUCAUUUGAAGCCUGGACUUUGCCCGCGCGGGCUCAUUCGCAAAAAAGAGCUUUUGGGUCGGCCCAGCCCGGGACGCUGAGCCUAACGCCCAAGCCUGGUGCAAAACUCAGAAAUUAUCAAGUGCGCGAGAAUAAGUGUGCUCGACCAAUUUGCCGUUGUUAUCACGUCCUUUCUUGGAUUUAUGGCUUUUUUUGUAGUUUAUCACUGAUCAGUAUAAAGAGAAAAAAACACCUAGCUGAAAAAUUAUCGGUAAAAUAAUGAUUUUUUUCUUCUGCUCCAGGUUGCCCAACCAAAUGUUCACGUUGGCGGAACUCUUCAACAACGACGCUGGUUCAUCUGAUGGAGAACAAGCUCUGAAUCUAAGCCAAGAGUGUUGACUUGAUUAUGGGUUGGCUUUCGACAAGAAAAAACCAAAUUUGUACAGUACUAAGAAAAAUUUGCCUACUGUUUUUUUUUUGCUUUAAUAAAGACCACUGUUGAUUUCUAUAAGUCCCGCAAUAGUGUCAAAUAUGUAUGAACCGAUUCUCAGUGUUGUUCUGUCUGAAUUUAUUUGUUUUUUUUUAUUACUUCUACGACGCUUUUUUUGAAUACCUGGCGAUUGAAAGUAUUCUUAUGUAUUUUCUUAGUGAAAAACGCAACUGUAAAACCUUGGCGAUCGUAUAUAGUGACAUAUCUUCUCUUUCCAUUCAUUUGUAAAGAAAAAUAUUCCAUUUCACUCCGUGUUAUUUGGCUUUUCUUUGAGUUAUUUCAUCUAUCAGUUUCUGAAGUCUACAAAAAUCUAAAUUUUUGGUGUGUUGAUCGACUCUUGAUGUUACUCCAUGUUUCGGCAAAAAAAAAGGCUUUCAAGACUCAGAAACUGAAAAAAGGUGAAAGGACUUCUUUUGCAAUCUCUAUUCAUUAUAUAUUAUAUUCACAACGGUACGAUACAAAUUUCUUUCUUGUUAUCCGGUUUGCUGAAUAAAUUCUGAACGUUCAAAUAUACGGUAGCGCGCGCACUCAAAAACAUUCGUACCCCAGGGACAUACAAGGAUUCGAAAAGAUUAGAAGUGCGGAGACUCUCCGAAAGAAUAUUCGUUCUGCGUUUAUUGGCCCCGUGCUAAUGAAAAGCAUAACCUAAUCAUGCAAAGCGCCUCACGUUGGAUUUUAAAACAGCCUUCCCCUUUCAGCGACUUUUUUCCGAUUUUGCGGAAGCAGACGAAAAAUGUUUUUUAUAAUGAUUUUUGUUGGAAUGAUUUCAUAUAUGAGUGGAAAACGAAAAUAUAAUUUUAUUUCCAGAAAUCUACCUGUGACUGUAGAUAAAGUCGGAAGGACAUUCCAGCGCAAAGUUGACCGACGGCGCCACCGCGAAACCCAUCAUUCUGGCCAGCCCGACGAGAGCGGUUUUAUCAUCCAUUAAACUUGUUGAAAAUGUUUUUUGAUUCAGCAAGUCAGUUAUCGGUUGACAUGUCUUUGCGCGGCUACAUGACACCUCCGAAUAGUAGCUACGCCGAGCCUUCUGAAGACGUCCUCAAUGCUUUCAGGUAUCCUAUUUGCUUUGGAAAGUAUUUCUCAUGAAAGGCCUCAGAAAUGAAUUCAUGUCUGACUUUCAAAUAAUCAAAAUUUUGGCCUAUCAAUUAUGAUUUUUUUUUGUUUGAGCAAGAAAAAAUAAGAAAAAAAAUAAUUGAAGUUGCUCCAAUUUUUUAUGCUGUACAGAGCAAAAAAAGCCUGUGUGAUUGUUGGCCCGUCAGUUUAUCGUUUUCUGGUAAACUCCCAAGCCCGACCCAGCGUGUCCCAAGCAAGGUCUCAGUCAAAACGGCCAGCCCGAUUCAAAAAUUACGGAAUUUUUUCGAGUCAACUAUUAGAAUUUUCAGAACAAAAACUACGCUUUCGGUUAUUUUUUAAUUUCAAAUCCAGCAGAAACUGUGAUUUAACUAAUGAAAAGAACUUUUUAUUUAAAAUUUUGCAAUUUUUUUGGUUAAGUUCAAAACUUUCAUUUGAAGCCUGGACUUUGCCCGCGCGGGCUCAUUCGCAAAAAUGAACUUUGGGUCGGCCCAGCCCGGGACGCUGAGCCUAACGCUCAAGCCUGGUGCAAAAAAAAAAAGUUUCCUGAUUUAGCGAGUCAAUUAUCGGUUGACAUGUCUUUGCGCGGCUACAUGACACCUCCGAAUAGUAGCUACGCCGAGCCUUCUGAAGACGUCCUCAAUGCUUUCAGGUAUUCUAUUUGCUUUGGAAAGUAUUUCCCAUGAAAGGCCUCAGAAAUAAAUUCAAGUGCUACUUUCAAAUCAUCAAUAUUUCGGCUUUUGAAUUGCGUGUAUUUUCUUCACUCGAAGUGGUAGCUCUCUCAAUCGGCCGAGGCUACCCUAGAGUGUACACGGAGUCCGUGCCCGAGUCCCACCAUCUCCGCCGUGCCCGUACCCGCGGAACUGAGGGAUCUACUUGUGGAAGAGCGAGGAGACCGUAAGACCAUGCUUUCAAAUCAAUCGACUACACGUUUUGACUUCUUUUUAGCCAAAGGUGGUGUUAGUGCCGCUCAAAAAAGCAAUUUUUUCACCGUCUAGUCGAUACCAUCUGACUAAAACAACCAAUAAAUAUUGAUGAUUGAUUGAUGAUUGAUGAAAUUAUGAUUUUUUUGUUUGUGCAAGAAAACAAAAGAUUUUAAGUUGCUUUAAUUUUAUGCCGCACAGAGCAAAAAAAGGUCGUGCGAGGGUUGGCCCGUCAGUUUAUCGUUUUCUGGUAAACUCCCAAGCCCGACUUAGCGUGGCCCAAGCAAGGUCUCAGUCAAAACGGCCGGCCCGAUUCAAAAAUUACGGAAUUUUUUCGAGUCAACUAUUGGAAUUUUCAGAACAAAAACUACGCUUUCGGUUAUUUUUUAAUUUUAAAUCCAGCAGAAACUGUGAUUUAACCAAUGAAAAGAACUUUUUAUUUAAAAUUUUGCAAUUUUUUUGGUUAAGUUCAAAACUUUCAUUUGAAGCCUGGACUUUGCCCGCGCGGGCUCAUUCGCAAAAAAGAGCUUUGGGUCGGCCCAGCCCGGGACGCUGAGCCUAACGCCCAAGCCUGGUGCAAAACUCAGAAAUUAUCAAGUGCGCGAGAAUAAGUGUGCUCGACCAAUUUGCCGUUGUUAUCACGUCGACUACACUCCUUUCAUUUUGGCGUUUCCCGUUUAUGGAAAUAUUGCGAAAAAAAAACAGAAAACUGAUUUUUUUUUUCGAAACUAUAAUUUUUCUUCUGCUCCAGGUUGCCCAACCAAAUGUUCACGUUGGCGGAACUCUUCAACAACGACGCUGGUUCAUCUGAUGGAGAACAAGCUCUGAAUCUAAGCCAAGAGUGUUGACUUGAUUAUGGGUUGGCUUUCGACAAGAAAAAAACCAAAUUUGUACAGUACUAAGAAAAAUUUGCCUACUGUUUUUUUUUUUGCUUUAAUAAAGACCACUGUUGAUUUCUAUAAGUCCCGCAAUAGUGUCAAAUAUGUAUGAACCGAUUCUCAGUGUUGUUCUGUCUGAAUUUAUUUGUUUUUUAUAUUAUUUCUACGACGCUUUUUUGAAUAUAUGACAACUGACAAGGGAGGACAUUCUUUUGCGUUUGGGAAUUUCCUGAAAGUUGGCCGGAACACGUCUUGAUGUACUAGAUGAAGAACCUAAAUGUUUCAACCUGCACAACUUCCUAGUUUUUGAGUAAUAUAGGCCCCAUAAUAGCCUAUUUUAACGGAAUUCGAGAGUUUUCUUUGAUAAUAUGUAUUUUGCGGUUCUAGUGCACCUUUUCGCCCAUCCUCAAUUUUCUAAUUCUUAAGUCAUUUCAAGGCUUAUUUUCAUUGCUUUUGUGUCUUAACUCUUCAAAAAUGUGUCAUUUUAAACAAUUUUCAAAAAUGGUAAAAAGGUCGAAAUGCGCUACCUUAAAAAUGUUUUCGAAAUCCAGUGGUCGAGAUGGUCGAGGAAUGUGCGCUAGAACGGUGAAUAAAAAAAAUGCUGAAAAAUGACUACUCUGUAGAAAAACCUGAAACCAUUGACAAACAUUAACCUCGAAGAUUUCGUAAAAGUAAAGUCAUUAGUAGUGUAUUGAUCUGUACCGAAUGAUACAAGGAUUUAUCAAAAGACGAUAAAAAGUAAGAUAUAGAAGGAAAAUGGAGAAAAAAAGUAUAAAUUAAUUAAAUUAAGUCAUUUGGCGUUUUGUGAACACAGUGACUACAAUAAAAAUAAUCUAGAACAAAAAGAACUACAACAGAAUUGUGGCUUUUUUUAUUAGAUUAUAAACAACUUUCAAUUACGAAUACAAACAAUAUUCUCUUCCCAGUAAAUCCCAUAUUAAUAUAUAUAGUUUAUUCACUGCCGUUAUUUAACAGAAAAAAAAAUAAUAAUUGAAGAAUAAAUUAUCAAGUGAAGGAUAGGCAGGGAAAUAACAAUACACGGGAAAGAGUCAACGAGUUGAAGAACCGGCGUGAUGAUAAGUCUUCAUAUAGUAUGUUGUCUCCUCUCCAUUGCAAGUGACAAUCACUACAAUUCCAGCUCGACUACCGCCUUGUUUAGACUUAAAGUCGAUUUUAGCGUUGGGAUACUUCUGGGAAAAAAAUGUUGUAGCGCUUUGCUUUAACGCACUUUGCGUUCUGUCCACGAAUCUGAAAUAUGAAAAUUCUUAUUUCAUCAAUUUUUUUCAAACAGUUUGAAUUAACUAACAAACCUCAUCAUUGGACGGAUAGUAUCUCUCCACUGUGGACCAAAAGAGGCAUAAACGAUGAGAAAUCCAGAAUCUUCCAGCGCUUUUGAACAUGCGAUUGCUUGAUGAGCAAACUUUGUUCGCUCGGGCUUUGCAUUCUUCGUAUCAUUGAAAAGUUUACAAUACGCGAGGUAUUCACUCCAUGUACCCAGACGAGCGUGUUUCUAAAAAAAAUGAAAAUGUCAAAAUGGUGUAAAAAUAUUGGUUUGUUCCAUCUUUAAAUUUCACUAGCUGAUUUACAGUUGUCUCAUUAUCUGUCUGCCUUUGAGUUGUUAGCAAAUAUCACAAUGAGCCAGAAAGUUAAUUCUCUAGCUAUAUAAAUAAACAGUAAAUUCUAAUACAUAUAUAAGAAUUGUUUAACAUAAGUUUGGACCUCAAAAAAAUUAUUAAAUUUAUCCCCAAAACUACUUUGACAAUCAAAAAUAAAAUAUAAAAAAAUUCAACUUACUACUACAAGCUCUUCGCCUUCAAAAAAAUCUGCUGGAAAAGGGGAAGACCCCACACCAGACGACAGCUCCAUAUCACAAAACUUCCAACGGACAAGUUGAAAGAGUUCACCGUACCCUCGAGGAAGCUUUAUCUUCUUUUGUGAACAAUUUCCAAUCAGAUUGGGAUAGCUACCUGCAAGCAGUUGUCUUUGCUCUGAACACCCUACCAGGAGCUUCCACAAAACUUGCGCCGUUGCACGUCCUUUUUGGUCGUGAGCCUCGUCUGCCAGAAGACUCAACUUGGAAUACGAACGUUGGACUUUCUUUCAUCGACAAAGAAGAUUACGUUGAGUAUCUACAACUUCAAAUGAAGGAAGCCUGGAGUUUCGUCAAGGAAAAACUCCAAGAAACAUCGGAGAAACUCGCAAAGAGGUUCGACAACGCAAACAGAACAGUGCAAAGGAAGAUCGUCGCCGGCUCAACAAUUCUCGUCAAGAGAGCUUUGCCGAAAAACAAGCUUUCUCCAUUUUUGUUUGGCCCUUUUACCGUUGUAAAAGUCAAUGGUUCGAAUGUAGAGUACCUGGACCAUGGAAAAACAUUCGUGGCUCACAAAAAUGACGUUCGCCAGCUGAAAUCGAAGCCGCCAACGCCAGAAGAAAUUAUCGACAAGGACGUCGAAGAAGAAGAAGAAGAAGAAGACCCUGAAGAAGAAAAUAUAUUAGAAGAAGCCGAAAACCAACCGAACACAGCUUCACCUUCGUCGUUGCCGCAGUCUUCAACCACGAAUUCAGCCGCCAAAAAGCCGCCGAUUCGGAAGACUCGCAGCUCGACGGCCAAGCGACAGUCGCCGAAUUUUUCCGCUUCUCUCUCGCCGCCGUCGCCCGUAUCUACAAAGGACCGCACCGCCAGUUCGACACUCCAGUCGACUAGCAGUCCGUAGCAGUCCGGCCAGCAGUCGCCAAUCGUCGCCAGCAAGCCGCCCUCCAGCCCGUUCUACUACACGCCGAGCAGCAGCUCAGUCAACUACAAAGCCGAGAACCUGCCGAGGAGCAGGCACGCCGACGUCGCAGAGGUCGACUACUCGUGAUGCCGGACGUCAUCGUGAACCAAACAUUGAGAAGAGUGCGAAUCCAGUCCCAUCGAUGAAGACCGCCUUCGAAGAGCCACCCCGGAGGAUGACGAGCCUUGCAGCUCGAAGUGGAGCCGUCGUCGUCCAUCGCGGUUUGGACGACUAUAGUCUCUAA
Caenorhabditis auriculariae is the source of this 11839-nucleotide messenger RNA. The record is from the annotation of a GenBank genome assembly. Lineage: Eukaryota; Metazoa; Nematoda; Chromadorea; Rhabditida; Rhabditidae.